UGCAGACUAUACACUGACAACGCAGAAAAUGAAAUAUAACGUUCUGAUACCUUUGAUAUGUAUUCUUCUAAACAACGAAUCGGAUGCAAAUCCAAGGGUGUCACAAUGUGUCUUACCUAUAGCAACAGUCAGUCUUUUCGCAGGAAUGCAUGUACCAACGAACUGGUUAUGAUGUGAUGGUUCAAACAUCUCUCGAGCAACAUAUUCCCAGUUAUUUUCCAUCAUUGGCACCAGAGAUGUGCAGCGCUCGUGCGGUCCGUCCGUCUCGCCAUGAGAAGUAUGACUUACAUGAGUGCUGCCGCACCGCUUCCGAAUUUUGCGAGCGGAAUUGGUGCGGAGCGACCGUUCUCGCCUCAUUAACCGGUCGAGUGGCCGCAUGAUCUUAAUUUGACCAUUUUUUGAGGGAAUAUCUUCUGAAGUUGAAACCGACGAACCUAAGACCCGAUUAAUAUCGUACAGUAAUAUUAUUAACCUUUUCCUCUCAAAUGAUAAUGAUAAAUAACGAAGCAUUGACUUCGUACUCAUACUUGAUACAAAUAUCAUUUUAAAAUCCUACGCUGGAUGGAUUUUGAUUCUCAAAAUAUGUUUGUAUUAUAUUAGGCAUUCUAUGACACCAUUUAUACAUUUUUUUAUUACUCCUUUCGUUACACAUACUACAUAGAUAGAUUGUUAACUCCAACUUUUUCUUUUUCCACUAUAAUUUUUCAUUUUGGGGUGCCUUUGCUGUUUUUUUAAUAUUUGUAUAUGAUUUUCUCGGACAAAAAUUAUCAUUUCUAAUAAACAAGAAAUAUGGAAGUCGACAGGGAAAAUUUAUUUCAUAAUUUCUUCUCCCAAAUAUAGCAGUUUGAUUACCAUCUUUUUUUCUGUAUGGUAUUCAUGGUGUGUCCAUCCUUAUCUGAUAAAAUUACAAACAGUAAUCUCCAUCAUUAUCAUUAUUCUAUAAAAGCUAUUAUCUUCUAUGCUACUGUUGCGUUAUUUUUUACUAACUUUUCCUAUCACAUAUAUCUAUUUCUAGACUUAUUGAAUUACAUUGAAACGAGCUUACGGGAUCAAUAGACUACACAGCAUUCAUUAAAAAAAAUAUUGCAAUAAACCUACGAAACAAAUCAUAAUAAACAGCUUUAGUAAGCCCCGAGCGGCCGCUCGGUGGUUAUCGAACGGCCGUUCGACGGAGCGACCGCACUGUACGGCCCUUAGAACGAAGCAUGGUGUGGCCGUUCUGCUCAGCAAAAAGGCUUACUGAGCGCUACGCACCGCCGUCACUAUUUGAAAGUUUAACUCAUAUUUUCCGUCGCCGCUAGUCGAUUUUUAGGGGCGGUGCACAUCUCUGAUUGGCACCUCACACGGUGUCAGAGAUCACGUUAAGACAUUUACUUUGCCUGACUUUCGUGGCCGCUUUUCAUUUGGUAUUAAGAUACUGCUAAAAUCCAGUGUGAAGACUGGCGGAAACUCCAAGCAUCUAUUGACAGAAGAUGAGUUUUCAGAACAUCAAUAUGAUACAGAGGCGUUUCGGUUGGCAAGCGCUGGUGAUCAUACACAUACAUAUGAUGAUCCGGGACAUAAUCACGGUGGUUCAACCAGCGAGGCAUCAUUCGGUUUCGGUGUAUAUUGGGGAAGUUAUCAUGGUGGUGGCGCUAAAGCCUCAGCGCGACAUACUCAUUCUAUUCCGUUUGGGAAAACGAAUAUUAGUAUUAAUUCCAGUGGACAACAUUCAUACACAUUAGGCGGUCUCUCCGGACUACAGGAAAAGGAAGAGAAUUCAGCUUAA
Rotaria sp. Silwood2 is the source of this 1768-nucleotide messenger RNA. The record is from the annotation of a GenBank genome assembly. NCBI's taxonomy places the organism in Eukaryota, Metazoa, Rotifera, Eurotatoria, Philodinida, Philodinidae.